Molecule: messenger RNA, 3069 nt
Organism: Otolemur garnettii (small-eared galago)
Lineage: Eukaryota; Metazoa; Chordata; Mammalia; Primates; Galagidae
Gene: PRTG
Product: protogenin
Exons: 17
Coding region: 1-3069 (1022 amino acids)
Biological process (GO): axon guidance; cell-cell adhesion
Cellular component (GO): plasma membrane; axon
Molecular function (GO): protein binding
Source: RefSeq, a predicted model, not a curated record
AUGGCGCCUUCUCCGCGACCGCUCGCCCGGCUGCGGCCGCCAGGGAUGCUGCUCGGCGCGCUCCUGCUGCUUCUCCUCGGCCCGCUUCCAGGAGUGUGGUGCUUUAGCGAACUAUAUUUUAUAAAAGAACCACAGGAUGUAACUGUCACAAGAAAGGACCCAGUCAUUUUAGAUUGCCAGGCUCACGGAGAAGUUCCUAUUAAGGUCACAUGGUUGAAAAACGGAGCAAAAGUGUCUGAAAGUAAACGGAUCCAGGUUCUUUCUAAUGGCUCUUUGUACAUCAGUGAGGUGGAAGGCAGGCGGGGAGAGCAAUCCGAUGAAGGAUUUUAUCAGUGCUUGGCAAUGAACAAAUACGGAGCCAUUCUUAGUCAAAAAGCUCAUCUUACCUUAUCAACUAUUUCUGCAUUUGAAGUUCAGCCAGUUUCCACUGAGGUUCAUGAAGGUGGAGUUGCUAGAUUUGCAUGCAAGAUUUCAUCAAACCCACCUGCAGUCAUAACAUGGGAAUUCAAUCGGACAACACUACCUGUAACUUCUAACAGGAUAACUGCCCUGCCAUCAGGAGUAUUGCAGAUCUAUGAUGUUGGCCAACAGGAUGCAGGGAAUUACCGUUGUGUUGCUGCUACUGUAGCCCACCGACGUAAAAGUAUGGAAGCCUCUCUAACUGUGAUUCCAGUAUUUUUUGAAAUAGAUCACAAAUCCAUUGAUGUCUUUAAUACCCGGGUACUUGGAAAUGGAAAUCUCAUGGUAUCUGACGUCAGGCUGCAACAUGCUGGGGUGUAUGUUUGUCGGGCCACUACUCCUGGCACACGCAACUUCACAGUUGCCAUGGCAACUUUAACUGUGUUAGGGUUAAACAAUGAAGAGUAUCAAGUGGUCAUUGGAAAUGACACAACUCAUUAUAUUAUUGAUGACUUGGAACCUGCCAGCAAUUAUACUUUCUACAUUGUGGCAUAUAUGCCAAUGGGUGCCAGCCAGAUGUCGGAUCAUGUGACACAGAAUACUCUGGAGGAUGUUCCCCUGAGACCUCCUGAAAUUAGUUUGACAAGUCGAAGUCCCACCGAUAUUCUCAUCUCCUGGCUGCCAAUCCCAGCUAAAUACCGGCGGGGCCAUGUAGUGCUCUAUCGCCUGUCCUUCCGCCUGAGUACCGAGAAUCCCAUCCAAGUUCUGGAGCUCCCUGGGAACACACACGAGCACCUUUUGGAAGGCCUGAAACCUGAUAGUGUCUACCUGGUCCGAAUCGCUGCUGCCACCAGAGUGGGGUUGGGAGAGUCAUCUGUGUGGACUUCACACAGGACACCCAAAGCUACAAGCGUGAAAGCCCCGAAGUCUCCAGAGUUGCAUUUGGAGCCUCUGAACUGUACCACCAUCUCUGUGAAAUGGCAGCAGGAUGCUGAGGACACAGCAGCCAUUCAGGGCUACAAGCUGUACUACAAAGAAGAAGGGCAGCAGGAGAACGGGCCCAUUUUCCUGGACACCAGUGACCUCCUCUACACCCUCAGUGGUUUGGACCCCAGAAGAAAAUACCACGUGAGGCUGCUGGCCUACAACAACAUAGAGGAUGGCUACCAGGCAGAUCAGACCGUCAGCACCCCGGGAUGUGUGUCUGUUCGUGAUCGCAUGGUUCCCCCUCCACCACCGCCCCAUCAUCUCUAUGCGAAGGCUAACACCUCAUCUUCCAUCUUCCUGCACUGGAGGAGGCCUGCGUUCACCACCGCACAACUCAUUAACUACACCAUCCGCUGUAACCCUGUCGGCCUGCAGAAUGCUUCUUUGGUUCUGUACCUUCAAACAUCCGAAACUCACAUGUUGGUUCAAGGUCUAGAGCCAAACACCAAAUACGAAUUUGCUGUUCGAUUACACGUGGAUCAGCUUUCCAGCCCCUGGAGCCCUGUCGUCUACCACUCCACACUUCCAGAAGCACCAGCAGGCCCACCAGUUGGAGUAAAAGUGACACUGAUAGAGGAUGAUACUGCUCUGGUUUCCUGGAAACCCCCAGAUGGCCCAGAGACAGUUGUGACACGCUAUACUAUCCUCUAUGCAUCCAGGAAGGCCUGGAUUGCGGGAGAGUGGCAGGUCCUACAUCGAGAAGGGGCAAUAACCAUGGCUUUGCUGGAAAAUCUGGUAGCUGGAAAUGUUUACAUUGUCAAGAUAUCAGCAUCCAAUGAGGUGGGAGAAGGACCCUUUUCAAAUUCAGUGGAGCUGGCAGUACUUCCAAAGGAAACGUCUGAAUCAAACCAGAGGCCCAAGCGUUUAGAUUCUGGUGAUGCCAAAGUUUAUUCAGGUUAUUACCAUCUGGACCAGAAAUCAAUGACUGGCAUUGCCGUAGGCGUUGGCAUAGCUCUGACCUGCAUCCUCAUCUGUGUCCUCAUCUUGAUAUACCGAAGUAAAGCCAGGAAAUCAUCUGCAUCCAAGACAGCGCAGAAUGGGACCCAACCGUCAUCCCGUACCAUUGCCUCUUUAGCUAGUGGAAAUGAGGUAGGAAAGAACGUGGAAAGAGCUGCAGAAAAUGAAGAAUCCUUAAUGCCAAUGAUGAUGCCAAACAGCUUCAUUGAUGCAAAGGGAGGAACUGACCUGAUAAUUAAUAGCUAUGGUCCUAUAAUUAAAAGCAACCCUAAGAAAAAAUGGUUUUUUUUCCAAGACACAAAGAAGAUAAAAGUUGAGCAGCCUCAAAGAAGAUUUACUCAAGCCGUCUGCUUUUACCAGCCAGGCACUACUGUAUUAAUCAGUGAUGAAGACUCCCCCAGCUCCCCAGGUCAGACAACCAGCUUCCCCAGACCAUUCGGUGUUGCAGCUGAUACUGAACAUUCGGCAAAUAGUGAAGGCAGCCACGAGACUGGGGAUUCUGGAAGGUUCUCCCAUGAGUCCAACGAUGAGAUACACUUGUCCUCAGUUAUAAGUGCCACACCCCCGACAUCUAGUUCUUUCGCUGGCUGUGGUUCGGGUGGGGAUCCCACAGUGAGGAAGUGUGAAGACCCUGUAAUGCCAUCAGCUGCUGAGCAGACUUCCUCUUCGGUUCUGCCCCCACCAUCUGCCAAGCAAUGCUUUGAUAAAAACGGUCUUCCGGUCUAG